AUGGAGGAAGGCGCCCAGAGCUUAGAUUCGGAUAGUGAUGAAACUGUGAUUGAGGGGUCGGUGACAGAGAGCGACUUGGAGGACGACGAGCUGCCCUGGAGAAGGUUAUUCUUUGAUCAAGACACAUCUCUUAGAUCUGAGUUCAGUGUUCAUCCUGGAAUAAGUGGAUUGUGCCAAGGCAUUCCUUCUCCUGAGAUUCAACUUGGGCACAAACUCAGUGAGGGUCUGCAAGAGCAAAUGAAUGAAAAUAAGAUGAUGACUGUUCUUAGUGCGGAUGCAGUAUUACAGCAACCUCAAGAUGAAACAGCACAAAAUCAAGCUGUGUCACAGACUAGAAAAAAUUUUCCAAUGUUCACUGUGUCAUUUCCGCAGCCUGUAMUUUCAUUGAAUCAUCAAAACAUUGAAGAGCCUGAAGCUGAAAAUACUGAAGUUCUGUCACACCUAGAAGAGGAACUAAGUGAAAACAGAGAUUCCCCUGAAAUUAGCCUUCUUGCAGGUACUGCUAUUACAGUAUCUGGUAUGCUUGCUGUAAAGGAGAAAUCAUUAACAGAGCAAGAGAAGAUCUUAGCAGUACCACAUGCAUUUUCUGAACCUGGGGAGGAAGUUUCAAUGACUAUGACUUCUAAAGAAACUAAGGAUGAAGAAAGCUCCCUUGAAACUUUUGUGUCUGCCUUAGAAAGAUUGCUAACAUCACCAGACAGCACCCAGGAGGAAAGACUGUUAGAAAUAAUGAAUGAUUUUGAUCCUGGAGAAUUGAUUAACUCCCCAAGUUCCAUAGAAAUACCUUUGAAUGCUUCAUCAGCUUAUAGCAGAGAUUUGCUAGAAAACACAAAGGAUGAUACAUUACCUGCAGAGUUACUGGCAGCCCUGAACACAUUGUCAGAAACCAAGCUGGGACCCAUCUGUCACAGAACAGAGGAAGGCAGCAAUCUUAGUGAUGAAAAUGGAUGUUUAGAAGUAGAGCCUGUUAUGUGCCAAACUGAUGAAGAUUGUACACAAAUAGCACAGACUGUCGAAGACCUAAGUUCAUUUGAGUUACCAACUUUGCCUCAUCAAAAUGUCCCCUCUUGUGAGCCACUAAAUAAUAAAGGGAAUUCAAAUUCUAUGGAAAAUGCCUCUGACCAGGAAACUCCAUGUAUAUUAAGAAGAUCAUCUAGACUAGAAAAACUGAAAGUACGCCGAGAUGCAAACAGUACAAAUGACAUAUGUAGGAUUACAGAAGAGAUUUUACCAAAAAUACCUAGCUGUGAGGAUCAAAUAAAUAAUAAAUCUUCAACUAACAAUUUCAGAAUGCAAGAUCCUGUUUUAAUGAUUGAAGGUAAAGGGAAGAGUAUCCAUUCAUCCAGACUCAAGAGUAAACAGAUCAGGAAAAAUAAACGACUUUCAAUAAAAAAUGAAAAAAUGAAGAUGAAUAAACUACGUCUUUCUAACAUAAACCGGAAAAACAUUUUUGGAGAGAACUUAUUGUAUAAGGCUGCUCUGCACAAUGAUGCUGAUCUCAUACAUCUUUGUAUUAAAAAAGGUGCAAAUGUUAAUCAGCCAAGUUAUGCUGGUUGGACAGCACUUCAUGAAGCUAGUUUAAAAGGAUUUUAUCGCACAGCAAGUGAACUAUUAAAAAGUGGAGCAGAUGUAAAUAUCAAAGGAAUGAACCAGAUCACUCCUCUACAUGAUGCUGUGAUAAAUGGACAUUAUAAGGUGGCAGAGUUACUUCUUUUAAAUGGAGCUGAUCCAUUAUUUAGAAGUACCAAUGGAAAGUGUGCUUUAGAAGAAGCCAAAGAUUCUUGUAUGAAGCGUCUCCUUGAAAGACAUGUUCCUAAACAUCAAAGAUGUCUUAUAUCAGCACGAAGGAAUAGCACUGACCCAGCAGAUUUGGAUGAUGUACAACAGCACAAGAAACCAAAAUUCAGUUCUGAAAAUCACAUUGGGUUUGUUUGUAAUGAAAAUUCUGACAAACAGAAACCAGAACAUGUAGAAGUCAAUAAAAGAAGCAAAGAGAAUUUAUUUUUAAAUGAAGAACAUAUAUAUGAACAUUACCAAAAAGAUACCAAACCCACAAAAUUUGGUAAUUCCAGGCAUAAAAAAUCAACUGUUGACCAAAUACACUCUACAGGACUCAGUAAGGUCAGUCUCCAUAACGACAAAGGAAUCAGCACAAAUGUGUCCAAGGGUAAAGGAAGAAGAAACACAACACAUAAAAGGACUCAUGUGGAUGAUGGAGACUGCCGUUCAGRACAGAAAAUAGCUGUCUCUGCUUCCAGGAGAAUAAACAGAGUGGCUAUUCCUCAGCAGCAUAUUCUCCAAACCCCUAAUGAUCUUCCAGAAGAAUCAUGUGAACCUUCCAGUCCUACUCUGUCAAGCCUGAAAAAUGCAUUAGAUAAUAAUAUCGAGACUUACUCCGUGUCCAAAGAAAUACAUACCCCCAGUCUGGAUUUGUCAAAUAGUCCAGAAAUGCAUUUCUUGGAGUUACAAUCCACUGGCCAACCUGAAACUAUUUCUUUCUCAGGACUUAGAGUAUGUAAAGAAAUCAAGUUACCACUUGUUACUGAAGAUCAGCAGCUUCAUGCUCACCAAGAACAACACUGCAGCCCUUAUAAAUUUCAUGAAUAUAUUAACUCAAAUAAAAAAAAAGAGUGCUUUAAUAAAUGGGAAAAUUCUUUCCUAACCUUUAUAAAGGAAAAUUUUGAUAACAAUAAUGAUUGCUACACUUCCGAGAAGACUGUAACAUCUGAAAAGGUGAUAUGUUCUAAAGAAUGUAAAAGCCACUGUAAUUGUGAGGAGAACUUAACAAAUAGAAAAGAAAUGGAUUUUCAACAACUUUUACUAUCUGAAGACCAUUUUUCACAGGAUAAGGCAUUAAACAGUCUAACCACACUUCAACAAGAGGAAGUUAUUCAUUUUUCUGAUUCAGAUAGUGUAGUCAUUUCUGAUAAACAUAUUGCAAACCAUGUACAAUGCAUGUAUGGAGCAUCUUUUGAUCACUCACAUGGCAAUCCUGAGCAAACUUCCAAGGCUUAUACAAGAACACUUUCAAUACAUGAAGUUUCAAAGGUGACUAGUCAUGUGGAGCUAGUAGAAAAGCCUCAGGAUAAUAGCCCCAGAGAACCAACUCCUUUAAUGAAUCAGACGGAAAAACAUAUUGUGGAAAGGGUGUGUAUAGAAAAGAAACAAGACACUAAAGGGAAUGACACUAAAAAAUGCCAAAUUACAAGUUCUUCAAACAAGUCUUUCCCCACAGUUGACCAUUCUCAAGGAGUACAAAUAACUAAAGUUGAAAAAAAGAGGCAAGACCUUACAGAGAGUGAGCCCAUGCAUAAUAUAGAUUUUCAUUCUACUGACAAUAUGAAUAAAGAAAUGAACAUCAUCUCACAAUCUAUUAAUCAAGUAGAAGAGAAGAAAAAUUCUCACAAAUCAGAAAUGAAGACAGCUGGGAUCAAUAAGAGGAAUGUCAGAGGGGAAAGCCGCCUUCAUUUGGCUGCCAGAAGAGGAAAUCUGUCCCUAGUGAAAGUUCUAAUAGAAUCAGGAGCUGAUGUGAAUCUAAAAGAUAAUGCAGGUUGGACACCACUUCAUGAGGCAUCUAAUGAAGGAUUUAAUGAUAUAAUUGUAGAGUUAUUAAAAGCUGGUGCUAAUGUUAAUUGUGAGAAUAUAGAUGGAAUUCUGCCCUUACAUGAUGCUGUUGCAAGCAAUCAUUUAAAGGCAGCUGAAAUACUACUACAACAUGGAGCAAACCCUAAUCAGAAAGAUCAAAAACAGAAGACUGCUUUGGAUGAAGCAGAUAAUGAUAAAAUGAAAGAGUUGCUAAAAUCUCAUGGUGCUAUUGAAGCCAAUAAUAGAGAUGAAAGUAAUGCUACAGUCACUGCAGAAAUUCCUGCUGUUCGGACAAAAAGACACAAACAGUGUUUUUGUGAUGUUGACAAAAAUGUUGAUCCAUCUUCCCUUUCACGCCAAGAAAAAACAAGAGAAAGUCUUCCUGUGCAUGAGACCAUCAGUGCCAUUCUGCAAGAUAUAGAAGAAAAACAGGAAAAUUUAUUGGUGUUUGAAAUAAGAAACUCUGAAGAUGCAGAACAAUACAUUGAAAAGAUGUUAGAGAUAAAAGAGAUUAUGGAUAACGUACUUGCCAAACAGAAAGCAGAAAGGGAUGAUCUGGCUAAAAAAUACAGGGUAUCCAUAGAGUCAUUUAAGCAUGGAGCCCUGAGAGAACAGCUGGCCAACUUGGCCACAAGACAGAAGAGCCUUUUAGUUGUGGCAAAGAAACAGAAAAAAAUAAGUCUGAAAAUUCAAAAUUAUAAAAAUGUCACAUCAUUGUCUGAUCCUAGUUUAAGGAAGUUGCCAUCCAGCUCACAUAUCUUCAGUGAAAAGGACAACAAAGAGCUUACCAGUCUGGAAAAUUCGGUGCAGCCUCAUUCAGGUUCACUUUCUCAUAUCAAUAUUGCUUGUAGAAGCAUUCAAGAAACACCAUUGUCUCUGGAAACAUGCCAUGACAGCCAUAAUACUAAUCUUUGUCUAGAUUCAGAGGCAGUAAGAAGGGAAGAAUUUUCUGGAGUUGAGAUGAAUUCUAAACAAAAUGUUAAUGAUUGUACCUUGGAUGGGUUAUUCAAAUCUCGAUACCCAGAUAGCAGUGAUAAUAAAUUGUCAUCCCAACCUGAUGCUUUCAUUGCUCAUGCAGAAUAUUCACAAAAAGAUAAUGAUCAUACAGAAACUACAGCCAAAGACUGUGAAUUCUAUAGUCCUUUUGCCAUAACUGGCACAUUAAAUGGUUCCAAACAUACAAGUUUACUUUCCCAAAAGGAUGCCCAUCCAUCAGCUGUUAUUUGGGACCAGGACCUUUCCCAGUAUGAUCCAAAAAGAGGAAACAGAAAAACAGCUUCCCAGCAACCACCUGGGGGGACAUCAGAAUCCUGGGCACACCAAGCCGUUGCUGUCUUGGGCACUGAUACUGUGCAUCAGACAAAACAAUAUCUUGAAAAAACAGCUUCUGCUGUUCCACAUAUAAAUAACAGUCAGGUCUCUUCUUCCUCUGGAUCUGGCCAUCAACAUACUAUUAAAAAGCCUUUAAACUACAGCACAACUCCUAAAAAGAAAUGUAUGCAGAUAAAAGAUUUGAUAUUAUUAGGAAGAAUGAAUCCAGGAAAUAACAUUCUGGAAUUUAAAACACAGGAGACUAUCCACAAAGCCAGUGUUUUAUUAAGUGGUAAAAUUAAGGUAGAAAAUGGUCAGAUUUAUCAAAAUCCAGUCACUUGGCUCAAGGAUCUUCUGGGAGGUGACAGUUACGUGACCUGGAAUUACGCCUGGAGUAAGGUAACGUAUCUUGGGAAGGAGCUUUUAAAGUAUGUUUCUGAGGAAGUACCUGUACCUCCAGAACCAAAUGUAGUACCUCAACAACAUCAGCCUUGUCUUCCAGAAGUACCUUGUUUAGAUGGCCCAGUAUAGAAACCAGCCAAAUUGGUAUUUAAGAAAAUAAAAUUUGGAUAAGGCACUUCCAGAGAGUCAGUGCAAAACAUCCCACAUCAUCUACAAAUCAAUGAAAUACUUUUAAUCAACGAUCAAGAAUUUCUCCCAUGCCAUAUAAUGGAUCAGCAUUGGAAAUUCUAUGUGGAAUGUGAGGAACUAACAUUCUAA
Messenger RNA from Urocitellus parryii (Arctic ground squirrel), 5616 nucleotides. The record is from RefSeq and is a predicted model, not a curated record. NCBI's taxonomy places the organism in Eukaryota, Metazoa, Chordata, Mammalia, Rodentia, Sciuridae.